This is a messenger RNA of Protopolystoma xenopodis, 1431 nucleotides long. The record is from the annotation of a GenBank genome assembly. Lineage: Eukaryota; Metazoa; Platyhelminthes; Monogenea; Polystomatidea; Polystomatidae.
UUGGUAUCUUGUUUUCCGUCACUUUUUGACAGAGCCUUUACUUGGUUCAUCACCAAGUUUCCCAGCCAAGCUGAAUCUCUACUUCAAAGCCUCGAUGCCCAGAAACGGAAACUUAUUUUUAAGGACUUAGCCACUGCAGGUCUGAAUCAGUUUGCAUCCGGAGAGAGUGGCUUUGGAUCUAAUGAUUCUACAGGAGGAGCAUCGGCUUCCUUGCCUGGUAGUCGAUCGGGAAGCCAAACAAACCUAGCUGGUAUCUCAGGCUAUUCUGGUCAAGCGCGCGUCGUCUCAGCUGCUGCUGCAGUAACAGGUGGAGGCACUAAUUCAUCUGUUGGCCCUGUAGCCAGAAGGCCAAGCAAACCGGUUCUUGGGACUGUGGCAGCCGCCGCCGGCGGUGGUAUUAUGGCUUCUCGGACUCGACCCCCUGCCACCAAUCAGCUCGACAUGGUUACUGGUCGAAUCAUCCGACAGACAGCUAUGAACAAUUAUGAUCGUCGUUCCAGAGUCACCGGCAAAAAGACACUGUCUCAGUCUCAGCGUAAGUCUCGAUCCUCCUCGCAUCUUCCUGGCAGACAAAUGCUUGCAUUUUAUAACAUCAUAUACUUGCAUACAUCACUUAUUUCAGGGCCACAGCCUCUUCAUGCCAGCGUUUCCACAGGAAAAUGUUCCUCUGAUUCUAUUCCCACCUCCCCUUCACCUCGAUUUCGAUCCGUCAGACCAGUUCCCUCCGUAUCCCGCACCCGGCCUCCUCUUGCUGGCCGAGCUGCCAGCCGUGAAGUUUCUCCUUCUCGAAUUAACUCUGCAUUAGCAUCUCAAUACCAACGCCACAUUCAUCAACAAGCCCCAAUGGACACUUUGAUUCAAGGAAAUGCUGUGCUUCACGCUGGUGGUGAUACCGGGCUUCUACAAAUUGCAGCCGCUAUGCCAACUCAUGGGGAUUUUAGCUCUAUGAUCACUGCUUCAACCAGUGGCCAGGAACUUGUCACUGGCACCCUUGGCCGUCGCCUUUCGAUGCGCACUUCUGGAUCUGGCGUCGUUAGUAUGGUAGCUCCAGGUCUCCAAGGUACCUCUGGUGUCUCUUCGAGGAUCCCGCGCAGCCAGGGAACUAGCCGGGAGACUUCGCCGGCUCGUUCGGCGGCUAGUGGCUAUUCACUGGCCUUUCACCAUCUGACGCACCAACAUUCUCAGGGCCCGCCACAACAUAGGUCAUCACUGACUACUGCCACCAACGGAGCUGGGAGGCGCAGCAGUGCCAACACAGCAUGGUCAAGACAUCGUCGUGAGUUCAGAACCAGAAUUCUCCUUUGUAUCCUUAUAAUCGACUCCGAUUGCAUUCACAUUCAUACCUUCGCGGACGACUUGGGCGCACCUUGUCUGAAGUCAUCUACAGCAGUGAUUUCCAAACUGUGCGCCGCGGCGCCCCUGGAGCCGUGA